AUGUUUGUUGUUGCCUGGCAACCCCCUGCAUGCAAGGUAAACAUACAUAGAAUUAUUCAAACAGGGACAGACCCAAAAUCAAACCUCCUAAACAUCACAUCACGGGCGACUUGCAAAAUGUCAUUUUUGGGCGGCACUCUCAAUUCUAGGCCCGACGAGGCACGUGACUCCCCUUUGGCCGAUCGAGAGCCGCUUGGCGAACAAAACAACAGCUUUCUCAACCGGCAAUCUACACCCAAGACUAAACCAGUCAAUCUUUCCUUCAUCAAUAAAGCUCCCAUUGAAUAUGUUACACAGUCAGAGAUGGAGAGAGUUUUUGAAACUGGUAACCAGGUUUAUGAGGAUGGAAAGAACGUGUUUCCAUCAAUUGACCACGAUCACAUUUUCUCGGUAGGUGAUCAGAGAGUGACGAUCGACGCCGAUGAGACUGAGAGCGACAUCUCCUUAUCAGCUUCUGAACACCUUGAUAAAUAUCCGUAUAUUCGGGAUGAAAGCUGCAUACAGAAUUUAAACGCCCAUCUUGGAGAACUCCCUCCUUCUUCGCCGGAUACUGGAAACUCCUCCUCCGAGUCUUUUCGGGAUCUCCUCACUUCACCUAGUGUGCAACAGAAUCAAUCCAGAAUCGAAAACAGACAGAGACUUCCUUCAAGCAAUCGUCAAAGAACUUCCAACCAGCAACAGCAACCGCCUUCUAACACGCAACUGCCCAAGAAGAGCCUAUUCAAGAGCGCUACAGAAACCACUCGAAAGCUCUUCCCAGAUAUGAGACGAAGUGUGGUAAACAACGAGGCUUCAAAGCGAUCGGAGCCAAGCAUGGCCAUGAUUCCUUCGCCGCAAAAGCCUCCUUCACAGCAAUACCACAUUAACCCCAACGUUCCCAAGGUGGACAUGUCGUUCAUGAAGUCUAAACGACGCCCCACUUCUGUGGAAUUCUCGCCCAUAAAACAGUACCAUGAAAUUCCUGGCAGAAGACGAGAUGGACGAGGUUAUGGCAACAGCUUCCAGCCCAGAGGAUCCCGUUACUCGCCUCAGUUUGACGUCUCCUAUGACGACUCGUUUGAACAAAGAUAUGAGAUGUACAAUGGACGGGGACGAGACGACGAGAACAGAGGUAGUAGAGUAAACGGAACCCGUGGAAACGGAUUUGAAGGUAACCGCGGCCACGACUAUGGAACCCGUGGCAUAUUUGGUGGAGGAGACCGAACAAAUGGCAUUCGCAGUCAGAGCAAUCAUGGUGGUCGAGAUCAUCAUUCGGAGGACGACUGGGAGGACGAGUACGCUGACUACGAUAUCAAUACCCCCAAUCACAACAUCAACACACCCUGUCGAACCCCGAAACCCAAGUCUCGUGAUCACGAUAACAGUUCACGAGAGUCAAAAGAUAACCACGCCUCUUCUUCCUCUUCUGCGCAAAGUGGAGCUGCUGCUGCCCUCAAUCUUCCUAUUCUUCUUUCAAUCUGGUUACAGCUCGCUUACAACGCUAUAAUCAUGGCUGUUGUUUCGUACUUUGUCUGGACAUUCUAUUCCACUGUCAAGCGUGAUGUCGACAUGAAAGUGGACGAGUACUCCGCUGAUAUUCUUCAGGAGAUGGCCAUGUGCUCCAAGGACUACCUGGCUAACAACUGUAUGCCCGGAAAGCGGGUUCCUGCUCUUGAGACCAUGUGCAAUGCUUGGGAGAGAUGUAUGAACAGAGAUCCUAAGAUAGUGGGACGAGCUCGAGUUUCUGCUGAGACUUUCGCCGAAAUAAUCAACGGAUUCCUUCGACCCAUCUCGUUUAAGUCCAUGGUGUUCGUUAUCUUCCUACUUGCAGGAUCUCUCUUCGUCUGCAACUUUGGGUUUGGCACGUACAGAGGUCCGCUUUACCAGCAGGUGAAAGAGAAUGAGAAGAAGCAGGACAAGGAGAAGGAGAAGGAGAAGGAGAAGCGAAAGUCGAGAGACAGAGGAGAUUACGAGCGAGUAUACGAUUCUCCAUCCUUCUACGUGUCUCCUAGAUAUUACAGACAGAGAGGAUACCGACGAAGAUACUAG
Messenger RNA from Yarrowia lipolytica CLIB122, 2028 nucleotides. RefSeq lists its product as uncharacterized. Gene Ontology annotation, biological process: nuclear envelope organization; lipid homeostasis. NCBI's taxonomy places the organism in Eukaryota, Fungi, Ascomycota, Dipodascomycetes, Dipodascales. Gene Ontology annotation, cellular component: nuclear membrane; nuclear envelope. The record is from RefSeq and is a predicted model, not a curated record.